UCGAUUCGCUGGACGUACGCCACAUUGCGCCCAUCUCUCUCGCUCUCGCUCCUCAUCGCGAAGAUUUCCUCGGCGGCGGCGGAGGGGAUCGACGGAGGGGGGGAUGGCGACCUCGUCGGUGGCGGGGGACAUCGAGCUGGACCGGCCGAACCUGGAGGACUACCUCCCAUCCGACUCGCUGCCGCAGGAGUUCCCCAGGAAUCUCCAUCUGCGCGAUCUGCUGGACAUCUCGCCGGUGCUCACUGAAGCGGCGGGCGCCAUCGUCGAUGAUUCAUUCACACGUUGCUUUAAGUCAAAUUCUCCAGAGCCAUGGAAUUGGAACAUUUAUUUAUUCCCAUUGUGGUGCUUGGGAGUAGUGAUAAGAUACGGAAUACUAUUCCCGCUGAGGGGCCUAACUCUUCUAGUUGGAUGGUUAGCAUUCUUUGCUGCCUUUUUUCCUGUACAUUUCUUAUUGAAAGGUCAAAAGAUGAGAAGUAAAAUAGAGAGAAAGCUGGUUGAAAUGAUGUGCAGUGUUUUUGUUGCUUCUUGGACUGGAGUGAUCAAGUAUCAUGGGCCUCGCCCAAGCACACGGCCUCAUCAGGUAUUUGUUGCAAACCAUACAUCGAUGAUAGAUUUCAUUAUUCUGGAGCAGAUGACAGCAUUUGCUGUCAUUAUGCAAAAGCAUCCUGGAUGGGUUGGAUUUAUUCAGAAGACUAUCUUGGAAAGUGUUGGUUGCAUCUGGUUUAAUCGCAAUGAUCUCAAGGAUCGUGAAGUGGUUGCAAAAAAGUUACGAGAUCAUGUUCAACAUCCAGACAGCAAUCCUCUCCUGAUUUUCCCUGAAGGAACUUGUGUUAACAACCAGUACACUGUCAUGUUCAAGAAGGGUGCUUUUGAGCUUGGCUGUGCUGUAUGCCCAAUAGCUAUCAAAUACAAUAAAAUAUUUGUUGAUGCCUUCUGGAAUAGUAAGAAGCAAUCGUUUACAAUGCACUUGGUUAGGCUUAUGACAUCAUGGGCAGUUGUGUGUGAUGUAUGGUACUUGGAGCCUCAGUAUCUGAGGGAUGGAGAAACAGCAAUUGAAUUUGCUGAAAGAGUAAGAGACAUGAUAGCUGCUAGAGCUGGUCUUAAGAAGGUUCCGUGGGACGGGUAUCUGAAACACAACCGCCCUAGUCCCAAACACACUGAAGAGAAGCAGCGCAUCUUUGCUGACUCUGUGUUGCGGAGACUGGAGGAAAGCUAAACAGAUAUCAAUCAACUCUGGUGCUCAUUGGUGAGUCCAGGUUACUAAUGUCCUAGUGUGUAUCUGGGUCUCUGGAGUAUGUGGAAAUUACCACUGCAGUUUUGUUGUAAAUUGUUUGCAGCUUGACAGAAUCAACAUUUAAUAGCCUGUAUUAGCCAAGAUUUUAUGAUUGGUUAGGGUUAACACAUAAAUAUUAUACCUUCCCAAAUGAUGUAUUAAUACUUACCCUCUGCCUGAUGCCCUGAUCAUUCUCAUCAUCUCAUGGGUAUACAUUGUGAAUAAUCUUUCCUGAGUC
Molecule: messenger RNA, 1511 nt
Organism: Oryza sativa Japonica Group (Japanese rice)
Lineage: Eukaryota; Viridiplantae; Streptophyta; Magnoliopsida; Poales; Poaceae
Product: glycerol-3-phosphate acyltransferase 9
Biological process (GO): triglyceride biosynthetic process
Cellular component (GO): endoplasmic reticulum
Molecular function (GO): glycerol-3-phosphate O-acyltransferase activity
Source: RefSeq, a predicted model, not a curated record